Cooperia oncophora is the source of this 1230-nucleotide messenger RNA. The record is from the annotation of a GenBank genome assembly. Lineage: Eukaryota; Metazoa; Nematoda; Chromadorea; Rhabditida; Trichostrongylidae.
AUGAGAGCUUUCAAAAGAACACCUCUAGUGGGCGUUUGCUUCAUCACUAAUUUCAAUCGAUACACAAGAACUCCAUCGAAAAAGAAAGAAGUGAACGAAAAGGUUGACUGGGCCAAAUACGAUAAAAUCAUCGAAACAGAGGAGUCCGAAUUGGCCGCUACUCCUUUGAUUCCAUCACUGAGUAAGGAAGGUAUGCCGGCGCUCGACUGGUGGUGCAAGUACUACGCUUCACUCGGCCAUCCUGAAAAAGCACCCGGAUAUGAGGAAUCCGGAAUGGAGUAUUUGACCGUGUUCAAUGAUGCACUGGAGGAUGUGAAUGGCUACAACGGAUUCGAGGAUUUUCUGGAUACGUUCAAGUUUGUGAAAAGCUCUCGGGGUAAUUACGACGAUCCUGAAGAAAAGGAGAAGAGUGGUGAACUAAAAGGAAAAGUCUUCAUCACGCCCAUCACCGGCAAAGACGAUACGGUACUGCUGGAUCCUCCCGGUGUCGAGUUUCUUGGUACGGUGAAGUGUCUUCUGAGGGUGUACAUCAUCGAGGCAAAGAGGCUAGUUUCACAACGUAAAAACGGCAUGUGCGACCCGUACCUACUCGUUAGGUGUGGAAAGAAAAAGAUAAGCUUGAAAAAGAAAUAUCGAGCCGACACACUCGAUCCAGUUUUUGGCGAAUUUGUUGAGAUGGAGGUGAAUAUACCAGUCGAGAAGGAUUUAGUUAUCACGGUGAUGCGAUAUAGGAAAGUAUCAGUGACGACAAAAUUGGCUCAACUAAGAUCGACCUCGAAAACCGACUUCUCACGAAAUGGCGAGCAACAGUCGGUUAGCGGCACCACAGGACCACGAUUCAGGGCGAAUGCAAUGGAGAGAUCAGCAAAACGCCAAGCAGAACGAUAUCGGGCUAAAAUCCUUGGCAUCGACUUUUGGUAUUCACAAGUUCAGCAAGAGAUGGACGAAGUCGAUAAGGCCAAGUGUCAGCGUGCCGCUGCCGGAAAGGAUGGCAGUGAGGCUGACAAGGAUAAAGAAGAUCCAGACAAGGAUAAAGAAGACGAUUCAAAGAGAAAAGGACAUGACGAUCACCAUGUGUUGAAGUGGCAACGAGGAGACGAGAUACGCGCUCAGCGGGCCUCAAUCGCUCAACAUGGCGAGCGACCAAAGGAAAAGGUAUUGACUCCCGAAGAAAAGCUGAGAGUCCGAAAAGCUGCGCGAGAAAGGAUCACCGGACGUCCAUUGCAACAA